GGGCCAAGGGAUGAGCUGAGGCCUUCCUUCCCAAUGGCAUCACCCCCUGGUCUGGAACUGAAGACACUGAGCAAUGGUCCCCAGGCCCCAAGGAGACCAGUGGCCCCACCCAGGGAGGGUUUGGAGAACAUCUGCUUCUCCUUGGAGGAGCACGAGACCCGUUUCCAGAACUCCAGGGAGGCCGGACUGGGCAGCUCCCCUAGCCCCCCAGGGGUUGUCUUCCCACAGCCCCGAUUCCAGCGGGAUGAUAUGUCCCUGCAUUCAGAAGAAGGGCCAGGCCUGGAGCCUGUGAGCCGCCCGGUGGAUUACAGCUUCAUCUCUGCCCUGGUUUUCCUGGUGAGUGGGAUACUCCUGGUGGUGACAGCGUACGCCAUCCCCCGCGAGGCCCGCGUCAACCCGGACACAGUGACGGCGCGGGAGAUGGAACAG
Trichechus manatus latirostris (Florida manatee) is the source of this 429-nucleotide messenger RNA. It is a transcript of the gene TMEM74B, whose product is annotated as transmembrane protein 74B. Lineage: Eukaryota; Metazoa; Chordata; Mammalia; Sirenia; Trichechidae. The transcript has a single exon. The annotation marks the transcript as partial. The record is from RefSeq and is a predicted model, not a curated record.